ACAGAAAAACCCUAAUUUAGGAGGAUGGUGAUGAUGGAAGGCUGGUCUCCAACCACCGUAUCUCCUUUGCUUCUUCGCAACCUUGUAGCCUCCGUCUUUAUCUUCGCAGACAAAUCCUUCCUAAACUUGUCUCAGAAAUCCAAACUCCUCCAACUCCUUCGCUACGUUUUCGUCACUUCCUUCAUCUUCCUCCUCCGUUUGCUUCCUCCUCUAAACCCUAACAAUACCCAACCCUAUCACUAUAAGCCUCCCACUUUCAACAAGUCUAGUAACCACAGCACUACUCAUGAUCAUUACGAUUACACUCCCGCCUCAAGCGGCGGUGCUGCUACUAUUACUUGCGGCGGCGACUCUGCUAUCGGCCGAGCGCUUUCGCAGCUGUUGUCCCUCGUCAACGACAUCCCCGUAACCUCCCGCAAGUACCAAGUGGUUCGAUCUUUAGCAGAGAGCCUCAUCGACGACAACCAAAAAGAGGGCGUUGAGGCUUUACGUCAAGUCAACCGUACUGUUCUCUCCGCGGCUUUUUCCACUACUCUUAGCCAGCUUGAAGCCGCCGCCGCCCUCGAACAAGGAGAUGUGCGGGGAGGUGAUGGCGUUGAUUUGUUGGGGCCCGCUCGACCGGCAGAAUACCGGUUGAGGCGGGUUCUACGGGCGGUUCGAUCGAUUGGGGACGUGACGUGGAUAAGAGGGACGAGGGCGAGCGGGACGAGGAGCUCGGCGGAGAAACUGGCGGCUGAGGUGCUUUGGUUGGCUGAGAAGCUGGCAGCUUGUGAUUCGGCUGAUGAAGCUGUGCGGAGAUGGGCUGCGGCCGUUAAUUUAGCUUGGCUCUCUCUUUCGGUUGAGCCGCACUUACAAGCAUUCUUGGUCAAGGUUUCGGCAUUGUUGUUCAAGCAUGCCAAACACUUGGGAAUGGAUGAAACUGACGAUGAAAGUAAGAAAGAGCAACACAAGCAAACAAAGAUGCAGAUGUUAAUGUCGUGGCUGCCAUUGCUAUGCAGAGCCAGCAACGGAACCGAUGUCCCAGUAUUGAGCAUCAAAGAAAGGGCUGAGCUGGAGAGAGUAUUGGAAGAGACGAUAGAGAUGCUGGAAGAGGAAGAGGAUCAAGAGAAAGUGCUGUCGUUGUGGCUUCACCACUUCACACAUUGCUCGUCCUCUGAUUGGCCCAACCUCCAUGCCUCCUAUGCUCGCUGGUGUAACGCUUCUCGGAAGCUUUUGCUGCACCACCAUGAACGAUGUAUAAUUAACGACGUCAGAAUAUUAUGUAUGGGGUAGGUCAGGUACUAGGUAGUGAAUCAUAUAAAAGCUUCUGGUCUUCUCCUUCCACAUUAUAUCAUACGAAAUUGAAUUGUAUUUUUA
Pyrus x bretschneideri (Chinese white pear) is the source of this 1356-nucleotide messenger RNA. RefSeq lists its product as uncharacterized. The record is from RefSeq and is a predicted model, not a curated record. Bases 25 to 1272 code for a protein of 415 amino acids. The transcript has 2 exons. Lineage: Eukaryota; Viridiplantae; Streptophyta; Magnoliopsida; Rosales; Rosaceae.